Messenger RNA from Drosophila grimshawi, 3635 nucleotides. It is a transcript of the gene NaPi-III, whose product is annotated as sodium-dependent phosphate transporter 1-B. Gene Ontology annotation, biological process: phosphate ion transmembrane transport. Gene Ontology annotation, cellular component: membrane. NCBI's taxonomy places the organism in Eukaryota, Metazoa, Arthropoda, Insecta, Diptera, Drosophilidae. Gene Ontology annotation, molecular function: phosphate transmembrane transporter activity. Bases 1089 to 3119 code for a protein of 676 amino acids. The transcript has 7 exons. The record is from RefSeq and is a predicted model, not a curated record.
CAGAUAGCCGGUGGUCGCAGCAGUGCGCGCGCGUUCGUGACGCUUUAAUUUCACAUCCAAUAAAUUGUGAUUUGAAAAAGUGCUGCUAUUCAAACAUGGUGAAUAUCUUCUCUCUGACGUGGAAACAAUUAUGCUGUCCUAAACGUCAGUUAAACAAGGCAACUGCCAUUAGCUCCUACUCAACAUAACAAGAAACUUCUCUGAAACAACAAACACAACAAUAACAACACUAACUACACUUACUCAACAACAUCAGCAACAACAACACCACCACCAACAACAACAACAACGUUAAAUCCAAAUACAACAACAAGAAGAACAACUAAAUGGAAAACAAAAUUAGCUGCUACAAACAAGAAAAAGAAAAUUAUUGCUAGUUUUUCCAAGGGAUUCAACGCAAGUGGUGUUAAUUACAAGUUGCAAGAGGAGUCAGACACAGAUAUAGAGAAAGAGAGAGAGAGAGCAAGCGAGCGAUAGAGAGAGGCAGAGAGUAGAUUUUUAUUAACUGAUUAUUAUAAAUCUUAUUAUAAUUAAUUUAUUAGCCAGUGUAGUCUAGUGUCGUCCAGUGUUGUCGCACUAUUACAGUUUGUGUUUAGUCUUUAAUAUUAACUUAUUGCAUACUUUUAGCCGGAUAGCUGAGCUAAGUUUCAGUUUUUGGCUUCAGCUUUAGCUUCAGCUUCAGCUUCGAUCGAGGAGGCUCAAAUAAUAACCCGAGGGGUUUGUGGUUAUUGUUUUGUGUGCCACAACGCGACCGUACUUCUAAUUUUCAUUAUGAAAAUAACAACAAUGAAGUCUAAGCGCAAAUAUGGCUGUUUAGAAAAUAUUUGAAAAGAAUUUUUCAAUUAUUAAUAAUUAAGAUUAUUUUCCACAUAUAUAUAUUAUUUCUUUAUUGUAGUAUUUGUAUUUUAUAAUUUACCAACACGUUUGUUUUGCACAAAAAGAAGAAACAAUCCCUAAAACCCGUCCAAAAAUUUUACACACACAAUUUGGUUUCGAGCAAGCAGACAGACAGACGGACAAAUAGACAGGUAGACAGGCAGAGAGUUGGCAAAAGUUUUAAUUAGGUUGCAAUUAGUAAAACAACAACGAUGGAGAGCUACUCACCAGAUUUGCUAUGGAUGGUCAUUAUUGGCUUUCUGAUUGCAUUUGUUUUGGCCUUUGGCAUCGGUGCCAACGAUGUGGCCAAUUCCUUUGGCACCAGCGUCGGCUCCGGCGUUUUAACCAUACGUCAGGCAUGCGUGCUGGCCACCAUUUGUGAGAUUUCCGGCGCUGUUUUAAUUGGCUACAAGGUGUCGGAUACGAUGCGAAAGGGAAUACUCGAGGUUAGUUUGUACGAGGGAGAUGAGGAUGUGCUGAUGCUUGGCUGUGUUUCGGCGUUGACAAGCAGCGCAAUUUGGCUGCUGGUGGCCACGUUUUUGAAGUUGCCCAUUUCGGGUACGCACAGCAUUGUUGGCUCCACGAUUGGUUUCUCGUUGGUGGCACGCGGCGUGGAGGGUCUGAAGUGGUCAACGUUGGGCACAAUUGUUGGCUCGUGGUUCAUUUCGCCCGUGAUGAGCGGCAUUGUUAGCAUUCUAUUGUAUUUGGCCAUAAGACGUUUCAUCUUGUGCGCCCAAGAGCCGCUCAAGGCCGGCUUUCGUUCGCUGCCCAUUUUCUAUGGCUGCACGUUCUUCAUCAAUGUUAUUAGCGUGGUGCUCGAUGGUCCCAAGUUGCUUUAUAUGGACAACAUACCCGCUUGGAUAGCGUUGAGUGUUAGCGUUGGCUUGUCGCUGCUGGUGGCGCUAUUGACGCAGUUGGUCGUUGUCCCACUGCAGCGACGGACAAUUGCCAAGAAGCUGCGCGCCCAGCAUCCCGUCAAAUUCAAUUUCGAAGACUCUGUGGAAUCGUCUCCAUCGGGCAGUCCCAAGAAGCAGCGCCGUCCGCUGUCGCUGGUCAGCGAGGGUAAACCCUUGCCGGCUAUUGCCGAAAUCACCGAGCUGGUCUCGCUCAGCGACAAUUCACCGAGAACGUUUAAGCUGGCGCCAUUUGGCCUCGCUGCCAAGAAUAAUAAUGCACCGGCCGAGGACUACCGUAUCGAUCCGGAGCUGAUACGCAAGGCGGAGGAUCUGCUGGGCAAGGCGAGUCUGGAUAACACAGAUCUGACUGUGACCAGUUUGAACUACAUCGAUGAGCAGCAGCAGCAGCAGCAACUCCAACAACGUCAAAAUGGACGCAAACUUCAGGAGUGCUUCAAACGCGUCCAAUCGCCCAAGGAGGAGCAUAAAUCGCAGCAACAGCAGCAGCAGCUUGGAGCAGCCAGCAAUGCAAUUGCGAGCAACAAUCCCACCACCACGACCAACAACAAUCUGCAGGUGGUGGAAAGUGGCGGUAGUCUGGAUCUAAUGAUGAUUAGCUCCACAUUGUCACCCAAUUCCAGCAAGGUGCCGCUUAUCGAGAGCAAGGAAGCGCUCAAUGAACAGGUCGAGGAGCUGAAGCGUCAGGCGCAAAGUAAUGCCAACAAUCGCGGCGCAGAGACACCCGAAGUGUCCAUGCUCUUCUCGUUCCUGCAGAUAUUGACGGCAACGUUUGGCAGCUUCGCGCAUGGCGGCAACGAUGUGAGCAAUGCCAUUGGUCCCCUCAUCGCCCUUUAUAUGAUCUACCGCGAGGGCUCCGUAAUGCAGAAGGCGGAGAGUCCCAUUUAUAUAUUGAUAUACGGCGGCAUUGGCAUCUCUGUUGGCCUUUGGCUCUGGGGACGGCGCGUUAUCGAAACCAUUGGCAACGAUCUGACCAAGAUCACCUCAUCGACUGGCUUCACCAUUGAAGUUGGCGCAGCCAUCACCGUUCUGCUGGCCAGCAAAAUUGGCUUGCCCGUUUCGACGACACAUUGCAAAGUUGGUUCGGUUGUUUUUGUGGGACACGUGAGCGCUGCCGGCCGCAAACAGCAGCUUGAGGAGCACAAACAGAUGGAGCAGCUCGAACAGCAGCAGCCGGAGGCGGCGGCGGAUGGCAGCGUCGAUUGGCAUUUGUUUCGGAAUAUUGCCUAUGCGUGGAUAGUUACUGUGCCGGUUACGGCUAUUCUCAGCGCCGGAAUGAUGUACAUGCUCUGCGCCCUCGCUGUCGAUGAUAUGGGUGGGCAUGCUUAGGACCCGAUCGAGCCAUUUCAAUUAUUAAUUUGUAAAAGCAAACUAAUGUUUCGGAAAAAUCUUAAGCGAAAAAACAAAAACGAAAGAACAAAACCAAAAAAGGAACACCUUAAAAAAUUUAAACUUAACACAACAACAAAUUACUCACCUAACUAAGCAAAAUGUUAUGAAAAGAAAGAAGCAUUUUACUUAAUGUCUAGCAUGUCUGAUUAUAACUGAUAUGGGUAUUGAUAUUGCUUAUGAACUCAUUAUAAUAUUGUGUGUGAACAAUCCUUAUUUUUUUUGUAUAUCCCAACAUAAAUUUAUUGCUUUUGUAUCAGUACUUAAAAUGCAGCGCAUUUUUAUUAGCACUCAGCCUUUAAUUUGUUUACUACAUUUCAAUUACAAAAGAGUUGGUUCGAAUAUCUUUUUGACAGCUUUAAGAAAAGUGUAUUUUACAUUCGAUAAAUUUCAAAGCAAUAGAGCAAAACUUAUGAAUAAAAUACAAACUACUACAGAAAACCUCAUAUAAUAAAA